AAUUGGUAGCAAAGUUCAAGGAUUCUCAAGAGCACAUUUCUCAGAGAGAGAAAGAGAACGAGUGUGUUGGAGUUAGAAUAUACACAAGGGACCUGAGUUGGAAAGACUGAAAUGAUUGGAUAAUAUUUGUGCUUCAUUGAAGAGAAAUGCAAAUUGGAUGCUGAGGGGCUCGACCGUAUGAUUUAAAGGGCUAUCAUUAAUCAAGGACAGCGCAAGUAGAGAACAUGGCAGAGAGCAAGGCCAGCAUCAGCUCGAAAGGAGGUGCCAACGUGCUUGCUAAACGAGUGCAGAAACAGUUCAACCGAGCACAGGAGAAGGUCUUGCAGAGGCUCGGCAAAUCUGAGGAGACCAAAGAUGAGCACUUUGAGCAGUGCGUGAUGAACCUUCACAUGCAACAGAGCGAUGGAUACAGAAUAUACAAGGAUCUUAAAGCGUACCUGAACGCUGUCACAGUAAUGAGGGAUGCUUCCAGUCGGUUGUUUCAGUCCUUGUUUGACGCUUAUGAUGAUGGAUGGGAUGGCGGACAAGAUCUUGGAGAAGUUGUGGAGGGAGAAGAUCUGCUGUGGAAGGAUUAUGAAAGCAAGCUGCACGAUCAGGCAUUAAUCACUAUGGAGUCUUACAUGAGCCAGUUUCCGGAUGUCAAGGACAGAGUGGCCAAGCGAAACAGGAAACUCGUGGACUAUGACUCUGCUCGCCAUCAGCUGACAGGGCUGCAGAAUGCUAAGAAGAGGGACGAUAUCAAAAUUGGAAAGGCAGAAGAUGAGAUGAAUGCGGCCAAAGUGAUAUUUGAAGAUAUGAACAGGGAACUGAAAAUGGAACUGCCUAUUUUGUUUGACAGUCGCAUUGGAUGCUAUGUCACAGUGUUCCAAGCCGUUUGCAACCUCAGAGACAUCUUCUACAAGGAAAUUACCAAGAACAAUGAUGAUCUCCAGACUGUGAUGAAAGAGUUGAGCGCUCAGCAUCCUGACAAGAGCUUUGUCGUGAAGAACUUCAAUCGCUCGGGCUCCUUGAAGAGAAGGUCAUUUAGGGACACUUUGUCCCCCAGAUCACUUAAAAGCUUUUAUGAUUUCCACAUGACUCUGAACCCCAGAGGCUCUCUCAGGAGAGACAACUCUUCCAGUUUUCGGUCUGACAGACCAGCUUAUGGCACCUACAGCCCCACCAGCCCUGUACCCAUUUAUGAGAACGUCUCCGGUUCCAAAGGUGCAAAAGACAGCCCUGCAAAAUUAGGCUAUCCCACAGAAGAAGAGGAAGAAGAAGGCACUUCCUCCCAUGAGCCACAGCUGGAUGGAUCCAAUGCUUCUGAAGACAAAUCAGUGGUGGAAGGCAAGAAAGAUGAAAAGAAAGAGUCACCGCAAGCUUCAAAUCAAGACGGACAGGGAGAGUCUUCUGAGGAGGACAACAAUGAAACUGAACUGAAGACCAACUCAAACUCCAAAAACAGAGCAGAGAAGCCAGUGGAGAAGGAUGAUGGGAGUUCUGGUGUGGGGAAUGGGAUAGAUCCCGCUGAGAAAGAAAAGGAUGCCUCAUGCCAUGCUCUUAACAAGGAUGAGCGUCCACCAGGAGAAGUGAAGGAAGGAGCAAAGACCUGUAAAUAGCAGACAAAAGAAAAGAUCUACUGUCUAUUGCCAAAAUCUGGAACCAGACAUGAAAAGCGCAACAUAACGGAGGAUGUCUGAACACUUCCUUAUGUGAAAUCAUUAUUUUUUUAUUUGUUUUUUUCAUUUCUCACCAUUCAGAGGAUCGCUUAAAAUUUGGGUUUUAAUUCGAGUACAGUUUAUUUUAUAAAUUACUUUUCUGUAUUGUCUUUUAUGCUUCACGUGUGGUGGUCUGCCUGUUUUUUCCCCCCAAUUUAUCAAUGUAAAACAUCCAUUUAUAUAACUGAUGAAAUGUAUAACAGUAAACAGUGGACAUGGUUGUUAUGUACUUCACAGUCUUCCAUUAAAAAUAGUGUAAUACAAAUGAA
Molecule: messenger RNA, 1966 nt
Organism: Danio aesculapii
Lineage: Eukaryota; Metazoa; Chordata; Actinopteri; Cypriniformes; Danionidae
Gene: bin2a
Product: bridging integrator 2a
Exons: 14
Coding region: 225-1598 (457 amino acids)
Biological process (GO): podosome assembly; phagocytosis, engulfment; plasma membrane tubulation
Cellular component (GO): podosome; cytoplasm; plasma membrane
Molecular function (GO): phospholipid binding; protein binding
Source: RefSeq, a predicted model, not a curated record